This is a messenger RNA of Gallus gallus (chicken), 5940 nucleotides long. It is a transcript of the gene ZNF131, whose product is annotated as zinc finger protein 131. The record is from RefSeq and is a predicted model, not a curated record. The transcript has 8 exons. Gene Ontology annotation, cellular component: nucleus. Gene Ontology annotation, molecular function: DNA-binding transcription factor activity, RNA polymerase II-specific; RNA polymerase II cis-regulatory region sequence-specific DNA binding; protein binding. Gene Ontology annotation, biological process: regulation of transcription by RNA polymerase II. Lineage: Eukaryota; Metazoa; Chordata; Aves; Galliformes; Phasianidae. Bases 2482 to 4335 code for a protein of 617 amino acids.
GGGAAUGCGAGUCGCGAUUGGCCGGCGCCCGCCCCGCUUUACAGCGUGCCGGGCAGCAGGAAGCGAGAACAGCGCGAGCGCGGCGGGGCGGAGGGCUCCUGGCGGUGAGUACCGGGCGGAACCGUCACCUCGCCCCGCGGGGCGCGCGCGGCGCCGGGCCGCGGCCCGCCCGCGAUACGAAAAAAGAUCGAUUUAAUGCGCGCUUUGAUGACGUAAUAAGGACUAACGAGGCGGCGGCGCCGCCGGGCGCGCCGCUCGGCCCGACACUGGCUCGGGCCCCACCGUGGGCGCCCCGCGGGACGCUCGCGCUAUUUGCGGCCGCCCGAGACGCUCCCGGGGCGGCCGUGCCCGGCGGGCCCUCGGCCCUGGCUAGGCCUUCCGGCUUCUCCCGCUCCGGGGACUAGGCGGGCGUCGAUUGGCUCCCCCGUGAGCGGCGGGCCUCGGUACCGCACUACUAUUGGCGGAGACUCGCGAUCACUGGCAGCGGUUCCCGCCAAUAGGAGGGCGCUGGCUGUGCUCUCGAAGCGCGGGUUGCGGACUGGAGGCGGGGUUGGCUGCGGCUGAAGGGCGGGCCGCGGUCUGAGGCACAUCCGUGCCUGAGGCGGGGCGCGCGCUGCCCGGCGCCAUUGUUGUUGCUGAGGAGAAAUGUUGGGCCGCGUGCGCGGCUGUCGUUCGGAUGGGCCUCGGGCGGCGCGCCCGUCACGCCUAAGUGACGAGUUCGCUGAGGUGGAUCUGUAGGAGCAGAUCUGAACGUUGUCGGCUCAGACGCAUCCCGUUCCACAAGAAUGAGGGCCCACGUGUAACCCCUGUGGUGCUUCUUCCCUUCCUGCUCCGGAGCAGAGAUGUUCUUAGUAAACGUUACUGUUAUAAAGGCCUUUUCUCUCCCCCUGCAGUAUUACUGAGCUUUGCGCUAACUCAGGGCCUUAAGUUACCCAUAAAUUGUGCAGUCCUGUGCGCUCUACCUUUUUUCCCCCCCCUUCUCAAAUCUUCUGAGAAAGACUGAAGCUUUGAAGAAAAAGAUAAAUAGAACUCAAUCAAUUUGGUAGGGAGCUGUUGAUUAUUAUUUUGAGGUCAGUUUGGAGUGGUUUAUUCUUUUUUAACAUACACCUGUGAACAUGCAGUUUAAUUCCAGAUUAUACUUGAAUGGGUGGAAAUCGUGGUAUUUGAGGGCCAGAGCUUGGUUUGGUUUUACUUUUAGGAUAUUAUUUUCUGUCUAGUUCUGGGUUCCACUGUUCAAAAAAGACAGAGAUCUCAGAAGGAGUCCAUUGGCAGGCUGCGAAGAUGAUAAAGGGCCUGGAGCAUCUCCUGUAUGAGGAAAGGCUGAGCAACUUGGGUCUGUUCAGCUGGCGAAAAGAAGGCUGAGAAGGGAUCUGAUUAAUGUUUAUAAAUAUCCACAGGGAGGCAAAGGGUUGAGGCCAGUCCCUUCUCCUGUGUAGUGGUAGGACAAGGAGUAAUGGCCUAAAACUUGAACACAGUAAAUUCCGUGUAACGUGCAAAAGAACUUGCACUGUAACAGGCUGCCCAGAGAGGUUGUAAAGUCUCCUUCUAUGAAGGUAUUCAAGACCUGGCUAGAUGCCUACCUGUGUGACCUACCAUAGGGUACCUGCUUUAGCAGAGGGGCUGAACUCAAUGAUCUCUUGAGGUUCCUUCUAACCCCUGUGACUCUGUGAUGUUUUUAACUUCACAUCAUCUAUCCUUGUAUGAUUUCUGCUUCUCCCCCCCCCCACCUCCCAAAAAAAAAAAAAAAAAAGCAGGAAGAAUUAAGCAGUGAAGUAAAUGACUGACAGCUUCCCACAUGACACUUGGUGUGGAAACCCAGAUGACUGCAGCUGCUCUCCAUCUGAGGCUCGUUGGAAUAGAUGAGUGAAGGCAGCAGCAUCCAUUCCUUCCACCUCACUGCUUCCCACAGGCUGAUCUCCUCCCCUUUAAGAGUCUGAUACGUAUUUCAGAGCCCAUUUGGGAAAGCACUGGUAGCAGACAGAGCCGGACUUCUCUAAGCAAUUGCUGUUUUUGUCACUUUUUCCCUUCCGUCUUCUCCAAGGAACAGUUUCUCUGAGAUGCAGGGAAGAGCGUCUUUUGUGACUAAGAUACAAAUUUGACAUUUUCCUUUCCUUGUAUAUUAGUAGUAAGAAAAUAACUUUUGCUUUCAUAGUUAUUGGGUAAUUCUUCUCCUCUCUUUUAAUGUCAAACCCCUUAUACUGGUAUACGCACUUGUUGGAAGCAAAACAGAACUUAUGCAGCCACACGAGGGAGCUGGAAUGCAUGCUGGCAGCAGCACAGGAGCACGUUUGGAUUCUCUCCGAAGGUUCUUUUGCAUAUGCAGCAGAGGUGCAACUAUGUGUCUCCACAGGCAGUUUUGAUAAACCUCCUCAGGUCUGAGAACCUUCCCUCUACUCCCAGCUACGAUUAUUGUAUCAGUAAGGAAGGAAGGGCCAUAGGAUACAGCCCACUUAUCUCUUUCAAGAGGUUAGUCUUUCUGCCAUGGAAGCUGAGGAAAAAAUGGAAUGCAUCCAGGAAUUCCCAGAACACUAUAAAGUUAUUUUGGAUAGAUUGAAUGAACAACGUGAGCAGGACCAGUUCACAGACAUCACUCUAAUUGUGGAUGGCCACCAUUUCAAAGCUCAUAAAGCUGUUCUUGCUGCCUGUAGCCAGUUCUUCUACAGAUUCUUCCAAGAUUUCACUCAGGAGCCCUUGGUGGAGAUUGAAGGUGUAAGUAACAUGGCAUUUCGUCACCUAAUAGAAUUCACCUAUACAGCAAAACUAAUGGUCCAAGGUGAGGAAGAAGCAAAUGACGUUUGGAAAGCAGCUGAAUAUCUACAGAUGUUAGAAGCCAUCAAAGCUCUUGAAAUCAGAAACAAAGAAAAUUCAUCAGCCUUAGAAUCAAAUCGAACAGAAGGUAAAACUAAACCGAAAAAGAGGAAGAUAGCUGAAACAUCUAAUGUUAUCACAGAAUCACUGCCAUCUGCAGAAUCAGAGCCCGUUGAAAUUGAAGUUGAGAUUGCCGAGGGAACAAUUGAAGUGGAAGAAGAUAGCAUCGAGACACUUGAGGAAGUAGCUUCUGCAGAGCAGUCCAUAAAGUAUAUACAGACAACGGGUACAUCCGAUGAAUCUGCCUUGGCUCUUUUGGCAGAUAUCACUAGCAAGUAUCGUCAGGGAGAGCGAAAAUGCCAGAUCCAAGAAAAAGUUGACAGUGCAGCUGAUCCUUCAUGCAAACAGGUAGAAGGUAUUGAAAUUGUGGAACUUCAACUGUCACACAUGAACAAUUUAUUCCACUGUGAGAAAUGUAACCGUUCAUUUAAAUUGUUUUACCAUUUUAAGGAACACAUGAAAACACACUCUACUGAGAGUUACAAGUGUGACAUAUGCAAUAAAAGGUACCUACGAGAGAAUGCUCUGAAACAGCACCUCACCUGUUACCACCUUGAUGAAGGUGGUGCCCCUAAGAAGCAAAGACCUGGCAAAAAAAUACAUAUAUGUCAGUACUGUGAUAAACAGUUUGACCACUUUGGGCAUUUUAAAGAGCACCUUCGGAAACACACAGGUGAAAAACCAUUUGAAUGUCCAAACUGCCACGAACGUUUCGCUAGGAAUAGCACACUAAAAUGUCACUUGACAGCAUGUCAGUCUGGUGCUGGAGCUAAAAAGGGAAGGAAGAAGCUGUAUGAAUGUCAGGUUUGUAACAGCGUGUUUAACAGCUGGGAUCAGUUUAAAGAUCACUUGGUAAUCCACACUGGCGACAAGCCCAACCACUGUACUUUAUGUGAUUUGUGGUUUAUGCAAGGCAGUGAGCUGAGAAGGCAUCUAAAAGACACACAUAAUAUUUCAGAACGACUAGUGACAGAAGAGGUUCUCCCAGUGGAAGCUGUGGAAGGUGAACCAGUAACAUCAAUGACCAUAAUAGAACAAGUGGAGCAAGUUCAUGUCCUACCAGUAAUUCAGGUACAAGUAGAUCCUGCACAGGUAACUGUGGAACAGAUGCACCAGGAUCUCAUACAGGACAAUCAAGUGAAAGGCACACAGAUGGAUGAACUGCAAGAACAGGUGCAAAUUAGUUACCUGGAAGUGGAGCACAUUCAAACUGAGCAAGGUGCUGAAGUUCACAUGGAGCAGUUGCAUGUUGAGCAUGUUAAUCAAAUACAGAUGGAAGAAGUACAGGCAGAACUUAUAGAUGGCACUGACCUUGAACAAGUAGAAUAUGAGAGUGUUGACCAAGGAGAUCCAGGAGAGAAGGAACCUAGUUGCGUAGAUGAUGCAGGUAAGGAAGUUCAUGAACAGGCUGAAGACUUAAAAACUCAACAGUUAGUGGAUAUAAAGAAUCAAAAGGUGGACAACUAGGACAGUUAACCACACUGUGCAGGUUUAGGAUUAUAAUACCAAAUUAUUUUUUUCUUAACUUUUACCUUGGUUUUUGAACUGUCAGUGGUCGUCUUUCAGAUAAGCUGUCCUUUGGAAGCUGGACAAGUGGACCAAAGUUUGCUUUCUUCACGUACAACUGAAUUUCUGUCAUACAUGAAAAAUAACGGUCAUUCAUGUAACACCACAGAAGAGAAACUACCACAGAAAUGGGCAGCUUUGCAAGAAUUUUAGUAAUGAAUAGCUUGUAUUACUGUUACACCAUCGCUGGUUAUAUGUAAGAAUAACUUCACUUCUUUUCUUCUUGCCGUAGAAGCAAACUGUUGUUAUAGGUUUGCAGGGUGUCUGUGACAGAAGAAUUAGUAAAAUCUGGUGGCUUCUCAUACAAACAAUCCAUCGGGUACCUGUGAAUUUUCUGGGCAGACUGCUUGCCAUCCGCCUGCAGUACUGUAUCUAACAGCAGUCCCUGCAUUUCUUUAUGUCAAGCUGGAUCUUCUGAACUUUCAUUCUGGGCGAAAACCAUUUUUGCUGGAGAUCUUGGAGCACAAAAAUUCUGUGCCUUUUCAACUCUGACUGGUGGAAUUUCCACAGAGCUCCUGAAGUGUUCAGGAACCUAGUUCAGUAAAAGGCAACGUAGGUAAUGUUAUAGUGCUUUAUAUUUUUGCUUGAAAUUGUCAUCUACUGAUUUUUUUUUUUUAAUUUUUUUUUGCAUUAAACUUACUAUGAGGAGUGUUGGGGGAAGAACCAAAUAACAUGGGGAUAAUAGAACACUCUAAAAGGGACACAUUAAAACAGGAAAAGCUCUUUAGAGACUGUGUUAAAUGUGAGCUGGAGGAAAUCUACCAGUAGACUUUUCUUUUAUAAAUAUUCAUUUUUGAAAGUGAGGAUGUUUAAACAAAUACAGAGAAGACUUGUCUAUAUGGUAUCAGAUUCUUGGUUGCUUGUUUUUUGUUUUUUUGGAAAUGAAGUUCUGACACUUGACACAAAGACAUUGUGCUAAAAAUAAAAAUGAAAAUAAAAAGCCAUAGGUAUGAGUGCUAAACUGGGGAUCGAAAAGGAGGAGUAUAAACAUUUUGCUCAAUAUUACACAAUAAAACAAUACCAACCGUGAAAUGUUGCACUAUUUAUCUCAUCUGAUAAAGCAGGAACAGUGGAGUGACUGGCAAUUACGGUGUCAGAUCUCAGUGUUAACAAUCGAUCUCAUUAUAGUAAUGGGCUAUUAAUUUAAUUUUAAAAGUUAUGUUUGUUUAGAAAGUAUUUGUCUAGAUCUGUGUUCAGCCGUGUCAAGGACUCCUAAUUCUCAAUUACUGCCUUGAGACUAGAGUUCUAUGCUUCUGAAGAGCUUUCUUUGCAAAGCUUUAAGCGAAGGGCUUGCAAAGGAAGUUCUCUAAUGCACUUAGUAAUCCUGUAGCUCUUAGUUAAAAUCAAGCUCUUCGAUUCUGUCUCCUCCAAAGGCAGGAUUGUUUCCUGAAAUUUGUGCUUUUAUUUAGUGUCAUUCGGAAUGAUUGUUGUGUUUUAUCUUAUCCAUUGAGAAACUGUUGCAAAACAAAUGUGGAUCUCAAUUAAAAUUCCCAACGAUUUGAUUAA